AGCAAUUUAGCUACCGCGCCCGAGUCUUGUAGCGUGUGUUUGCGUGUGUUGCCAAUCAUGCAAUACGCACCGCAAUACGCGCCACAGCCGGUGCCCCAAGCGAGCUCGAUGGUGGUGAGCAGCUCGCCGUACCAGACGGCUGGGUCCACUUACACUCCCUACGGAGCACCAGCCGCAGCUCCUUCAUUGGACCACACCCUCGGCAAAUGGUUUGCACCGGGUGAGGCACUUCCUCCCGGUUUCAUGGCAGUACCGCAUCCUGAGGGACACAUUGAGCCCCAGGCCCAUCACGCAAUGUCCGAAGCGGUGAAGGCCGCCAAGGGCUGGAUGGCAAACGCGAACGACAUGGCAUCCGGGAUGGCGUCCGAUGUUGCGGAUGCAACCAAGAAAGUCGGGAGUUCGUUGUCCAGCAAGAAGAAGAGCAAGAAGAAGAAGAGCUCCGGAUGGUGCUAAAUGGCCUGCCAAUAUGACGGCGAACUGUUGCGCAGCAACUGCAGAAUCGCCUCAAUACACCACCGGCCUACCUGCCCUGAGCCAUUUCAGGGUGUUGUGGGCGACAAUGCUGCAGACCAUUCGUUGACAUUAUUUGCAGUGGGUAGGCUGGAACAGCUUGCCGGUGGCAGCUAUUGUUUGAUACACGUUGCUAUCGGGUUUUGCCGUGGUUUUCCGGAUUCAAAAGGGCAUUGCCUGGACCAGGCCCGAACCCUGGUUCAGGCGUUGCCCUUUAGUUGACACAUGACACAGCCUGGAUGAACGAUGGCAACCACAAUGCCAAGAGUUUGUUUGCCUGCAGCGCAUUUGCAGCAUGGAUGACCCCGAAACACUGUAAUUUGCCGCCAUACACCAUCGCUCAAAUUCCCAGCCCUUUGUUUUUCACUCGGAGUGCUGAAGUGCUUAAGUGGGGGUUGAACCGUGGGGGUUGAAACGGAGUAUAGUCCGUGCAGAAGAUGUGAAGGUGGAGCAUGCCACGUUUGUUCAAUCGGAGGUCAUUUGGACGCACGCGCAGAGGUGCACGCACUGACAGCAGCCAUUUAGCUACCGCGCCCGAGUCUUGUAGCGUGUGUGUGUGUUGCCAAUCAUGCAAUACGCACCGCAAUACGCGCCACAGCCGGUGCCCCAAGCGAGCUCUAUGGUGGUGAGCAGCUCGCCGUACCAGACGGCUGGGUCCACUUACACUCCCUACGGAGCACCAGCCGCAGCUCCUUCAUUGGACCACACCCUCGGCAAAUGGUUUGCACCGGGGGAGGCACUUCCUCCCGGUUUCAUGGCAGUACCGCAUCCUGAGGGACACAUUGAGCCCCAGGCCCAUCACGCAGUGUCCGAAGCGGUGAAGGCCGCCAAGGGCUGGAUGGCAAACGCGAACGACAUGGCAUCCGGGAUGGCGUCCGAUGUUGCGGAUGCAACCAAGAAAGUCGGGAGUUCGUUGUCCAGCAAGAAGAAGAGCAAGAAGAAGAAGAGCUCCGGAUGGUGCUAAGUGGGCUGCCUAUUCAUUGACGUCAUUUGGAGUCAGUACUUGCCGGCGGCAGUUAUUGUUUGAUACAUUGAACUUGCUGUCGGAUUUUGCUUCGCUUUUCCGGAUUCAACCGGGCAUUGCCCGGACCAGGCCUGAAUCCUGGUUCGGGCGGUCCCUGUCGAUUGACUCACCUGGAUGAAUGAUGG
Effrenium voratum is the source of this 1659-nucleotide messenger RNA. The record is from the annotation of a GenBank genome assembly. Lineage: Eukaryota; Dinophyceae; Suessiales; Symbiodiniaceae.